ACUGUCCCACCAAAACGCACAAAAUUAGGCCUAUAAACGACGCAACUUUUCCCCCAAAUUGAAAUCAAUCAAACCCUAGCUUCAAUCACAGCAAUGGCGAGGCCGACCAACAGCAGGCAAUUGAAUAUCGCCCCUUCUACGGCGCCGGCUACGGGCACCACCACCACCACCGUGUCAAUCGAGACGUCGUCGUCCUCCUCCUCCAACCAGCAGCCGCAGAUUAGGGAUUCGCUAGUGCUGAAAUUGAAGCUGCCGAAGAAGAAGGUGUCCUGGAAGGAAGGCACGGUAGACAACGAGUUUAUGAAUAAAAAGAGCUCCAAAAAAUGCUGCAUCUUUCACAAGGAGAAGCCUUUUGACGAGGACGGUUCCGACGACGAGUGCGAUCAUGAUUGUGGACGGGAUGUUGAGGGCGACGGCAAUCGCGAUGAGGCUUCGACGAGUCGGUGAUUGAUCGAUCGGUUGAUUACUCUGUAAGCGGUUAAUUCGUUUGCCUAAUUGUGAUUAUGUUGAAUGUUGUAAAAUCUACGGAAAAUUGGAAUUGAAAUUGAAAAUUUUGGUUUCUAUUUUUGAA
This is a messenger RNA of Salvia hispanica, 571 nucleotides long. RefSeq lists its product as uncharacterized. The record is from RefSeq and is a predicted model, not a curated record. Lineage: Eukaryota; Viridiplantae; Streptophyta; Magnoliopsida; Lamiales; Lamiaceae. Gene Ontology annotation, cellular component: nucleus. Gene Ontology annotation, molecular function: protein phosphatase 1 binding; protein serine/threonine phosphatase inhibitor activity.